Molecule: messenger RNA, 1489 nt
Organism: Amoebophrya sp. A25
Lineage: Eukaryota; Dinophyceae; Syndiniales; Amoebophryaceae
Source: the annotation of a GenBank genome assembly
UCUAAACCUACUGUUCUUAGUGGUCGCACUCAUGUUAGGUAGGGACGAUUAUAAGCAAGAAGAAGAAACUUCUACUAGCACACUCAAAUUAUUAUUGCUACGUACUUAGUUGCAUCACUCCCGAUCGGGAGUCCCGAAAACAAAAACUUAUAACUACAACCACAACAUUCGCAUAGAUAUUUUUGAUAUACUGGCACAAGAGAAUUAAUAUUACAAAAACUACACAUAUUAGCACAACAAGAGAAUUAAUAUUACAAAAACUACACUAUAUUAUUGCUACGUAUACAGUUGCACAAGAGGCCAAAAAAAAAAUGGGACGUCGUGGAGGUGGUCGUCACAAGGAUGGUCGUUACAACAACAUGCAUCCUCAGAGGGAUCAGCAGAGGGGUCGUCAACAUAGUCCUCGUCAAAGGAGUCAACGGACGAGCAGUCAACAACCUCAACAAGAACGUCAAGCACAGCCUUUCUCGCUACGGAAACACCAGAACAGCGAAUCGAAGAAGAGCCGAUCAGAGCGCAGGGAGAAAAGGAACGUGAGGAAAAACGAGAAGAAAUCUGACGAACUGAAACGUCUCCGACUUUCCGAAACACGGAGACAGCUAUACUCACUGCGAGAAGAAACACUCAGGCAAGCGAUGAUAACGGCGAAUACCAGUAAUGCUGGAGCAGGGAAUGGAGUUGUACUUCAUCUUCCAAGACAAGGAGGACCUGGUAGUUGUACUUCAUCUUCCAAGACGACCAGCACGAAGACGACCAGCACGACGUCAUCUCUUCCAUCAGCAUCGUCUUCUCCAUCAGCAUCCUCAGCAACAUCCUCACCCGACGUCGUCCAACCCUUACCAGAAGAAGUGUUUGAUCUUCGCUUGACGAGGGAGGAUUUUUUAUCCGAUAGUUCAAGGCUGAAGAAGAUAGGCGAUGCGACGCCUACCCUGCGUCCGUUUUUACAAAGUCUCAGGCAAAAAUGCGCUGAUUACGCUGCGGAGAAUAAACGUACUCUAAUACUAAGCCUUCUAUUGUUUUGUCUUUUGAAGUGGAGAUUCAGAUUCAUGCAUCAGAAUCAGGACGAAAUAUAUAUUUCGAUGAUUUUUUCGAUCGUACGGGAUGAACUUGAACAUGCAUGCAAAAUGGAAAAACGUUGAUCUACUUUCUUAAAUAUAAGUAGUACCUUUUUUACUCCUACUCGUGGACACGAUUCAACAUCUCUUCAGGUGACGCCCAGACACAGGCAGCCAUAUUCGCCCUACGAUGCAAGGAUGGAAAGUAUCUGUGGAUCCGAACGCAUCUGAUCUAACAAAUUCUCCUAGAAGUUGUACCUUGAUGCAAUUGAAAGAGAAAAUACAAAUAGUAGUUCCAGCAUCUGUAUGGUACUGCUGAGGAGGAUAUAUAAGUAGUACUCAGGUGAAGGAGACGAGGAAUUCGAAUUUCAAUGACGACCAUACUGCCUUGACGUCUUCGAGUACUUCAACAAAUAAUGAGUGUUCUUCUUCAC